Molecule: messenger RNA, 1584 nt
Organism: Thalassophryne amazonica
Lineage: Eukaryota; Metazoa; Chordata; Actinopteri; Batrachoidiformes; Batrachoididae
Gene: cmtm4
Product: CKLF-like MARVEL transmembrane domain containing 4
Exons: 4
Coding region: 383-1009 (208 amino acids)
Cellular component (GO): membrane
Source: RefSeq, a predicted model, not a curated record
GUUCACGACGGAGGACUUGCGGUUUUCUGCUCGGUGUUUUGGACCGGGACGAGCGUUGGAGUGGUUUGUGGUGUCAGAGUCCGGACCCGGUGGGUAUUUCCCCCUCCCAACCAGACUCGCUCGCCGUAAAGUGACACUGGGACUCGAAUAAGUGACCCCUCGAACGUCGUUACAAGUCAGCGCGGAGACGACAGAAGGAAACGGCGCAGGAUCCGGUUUAAAGGUAAAGCUGAGGGGCGACUGACCGGAAAGUCCGGUUCUUUUCUCCAUUCUGCGUGGAACUCCGCGUGCUGACUGUCACGGAGCACGAGCGGCUCGGUCCUCUUUAAGUUUUUUUUUCUUCUUUUUGGGCCGGAGAGCUGCAGCUCGUCUAAAAACCAUCAUGAGGACCACCGAGGAGACGGAGGGCUUUGACGGCGAGGCCUCCAACACCUCCAUGAUCUCCGGGGCCAGCAGCCCCUACCAGCCUACCACCGAACCCGUCCACGCCAGGAACGUUCUGGGAGGAAUAAGGUGCGAUAUGGAGUACCUCAAGUCAUAUUUCGGCAUUCUAAAAGUGGUUGAAGUGGUCUUAUCGUUCAUUGCAUUCAUCUGCAUAGAAACGAUCAUGAUGUGUUCUCCCUGUGGAGGUGUCUACUUCUUCGAAUUUGUCAGCUGCAGUGCCUUUGUAGUCACAGGAGUCCUCCUUCUUAUCUUCUGUCUAAAUCUACACACAAAGGUGCCUCAUGUCAACUGGAGUCUCACGGACCUGGGCAACACUGCUGUCAGCACCUUCUUCUUCUGUCUGUCAUCUGUUGUGCUCGUGUCUAUCAACCACAGCACUGGAUCUGAAAUAGCUGCAGUGAUCUUUGGCUUCCUGGUGACGUGUGUGUACGCCCUCAACACCUUCCUUGCAGUACGGCGGUGGCGGCGUGGCAACGGGAACCAGGGGGCAGCUCAGACCAGCGAGUACAUGCGAGCACGUACGGCAUCUCGUGGAGAAAUAGAGGCACGUCCUGAGCUUGCUUGAAAGCUGGCAGGUCAGACAGACUAAUGGAAGGUCUCACUCCUGGCAGCUGAGCACGAGGAACGCCACCUUUGAGCCAGCAUUCCAUUUAAACUUUGAGCACAACGGCUCAUCUGAUAUUGCUUUGAAUUCUUACCACAACUCUUGGAAUUGCACUGCCUUUGUGAUGCGUUUGGCUUUGUUAACUUGACAUCCUGGCUCCAGCCACACAUGAAGGCUCCAAGUAAAAGAGCUCAGAUGGGACUCAAUCUGAAGAAUUUCCUGAAGCGUUUCAAAUAACUUGAAGGAAGCCGUGUGAAGAACAACCUCCACAGACAGCCCAGGGUAAACUGACGUCAUAACUUGAAGGAAGCCGUGUGAAGAAUAACCUCCACAGACAGCCCAGGGUAAACUGACAUCACUACAAGUCUGAUGUAGGUGUUGAGUUUAUGGAAAGACGUAGCUUUACUGUGAAUGAAGAUAACUCAGAAGAUUUUGUAUGAUUAUGAUGAUCAGGCUGCUGUUGGUCAAGUCUGUGUUGACAAAUGCGAUUAUGGUUCCAAGGAUGUCAUUAAAUUAGGCACAUACUCUCCAAUCAG